AUGGCGUUGACCCAUUGCAUGUCGUCAUUUUUCGAAGCGGCCGUUGCCUAUUUCUGGAAAAGUCUAUCUUGGCUGAAUUCCAGGUGCCGACCGAUCCGACCAAUGGGUCACCUGCAGAUGGUCAUCGGCUUUUUGCUCAUCUCCUACUGGGCCUAUUCGACUAUUUCUUUCAACCGACAAGUCGUGUCGGUCUGGCUAACUGAAAGGUUCGUUCAUCAUCAAAUGAGGACGAAAUAUAAUGCGACGACGCCCAGCAAUCAGAAAAUUGACCGACAGACUUGUUGCUUUUUAACCGAUUUAGCAGUAGACAUUUGCGGCCGACCCAAUUGCACGUCUCCAUUGUGUCCGCCUACUCCAACUUUACAUGAGCUGAAGAGCGACGGGUCAAACGCCUUUUUCAUCGAAACGUCCGGCAGCGGCGGUUUGAACAUCCGCCAGGCCUGCGCCGUCGAGUCGCUGGCCUUUCACAAUCCAAAUUUGACCGUCAACGUCCUUUUCAUGAUGGACGACGGCCAUCAUCAGAAACAAAAUAAAAGCAAAGUGAUGAUUAAAACUGUCGAAAAGUUGAGGGAAAAAUACGAAAAUGUCCAGUUCAUCGUUGCCGAUUUGGCCGAUUACAUGACCGGCACGUCGAUGGAGAAAUGGUUCCACUGCACUGACUGGCGGACAGGGGCCUACCACAUCUCCCACCUGAGCGACGGCCUGCGCUUCCUGACCCUGAACAAGUACGGCGGAUAUUAUUUUGACCUGGACGUCAUCUCGGUCCGGCCCGUCACCUUUUACCGCAACUUUGUGGCCGCCGAGUCGGGCAGAGAAUUCGGCAGCAGCGUCAUUCACGUCGACUACGGACAUCCCAUUAUGCAACUGGCCGUCAACGACUUUACUUCCAACUACAAACGAGAUGUUUGGGGCCACAACGGACCUGAUUUGUUAAUGCGGGUCAUGAAAACCUUUUGCGGAGAAGAGAAUUUCAAUGCCAUCAAUUACGUCAGUUGCCGAGGCUUUGGUGCCCUGCCGACCUCGACGUUUUCUCCGAUCCACUGGAGCAAUUGGCGAUCGUUUUUCAGCCAAAGGCCGGCCAAUGAAACCGGAGCGCCCGGUUGGAUCACCAAACAAGUCGUCGGCGUCCACGUUUGGAACAAAUUGAGUUUCAACGAAACGGCCUACAAGAAUUCGACGCAGGAAUACGUCCGGCUGGUCAGGCACAAUUGCCCCGUCAUCUUCUCCAUCGCUUCCGAAACAUUUUAA
Daphnia pulicaria is the source of this 1248-nucleotide messenger RNA. Its product is annotated as lactosylceramide 4-alpha-galactosyltransferase-like. Gene Ontology annotation, molecular function: hexosyltransferase activity. Gene Ontology annotation, biological process: glycosphingolipid biosynthetic process. Lineage: Eukaryota; Metazoa; Arthropoda; Branchiopoda; Diplostraca; Daphniidae. The coding region runs from base 1 to 1248 and encodes 415 amino acids. The record is from RefSeq and is a predicted model, not a curated record. The transcript has 2 exons.